AUGUCUGGACGUGGAAAAGGAGGAAAGGGACUUGGAAAGGGAGGAGCCAAGAGACAUCGCAAGGUGAUGCGUGAUAACAUUCUGGGUAUUACGAAGCCCGCCAUUCGUCGUCUGGCUCGCAGAGGAGGUGUCAAGCGUAUCUCGGGUCUGAUCUACGAUGAAACCCGUUCUGUGCUGAAGACCUUCCUUGACGGAGUGGUUCGUGACGCUGUGACGUACACGGAGCACGCCAAGAGAAAGACUGUGACUGCCAUGGACGUUGUGUACGCGCUGAAGAGACAGGGAAGAACUCUGUACGGUUUCGGCUACUAAUCUGGUAUUUUUGAAUGCCAUUCUCCGAUUGCUU
This is a messenger RNA of Blastocystis hominis, 346 nucleotides long. RefSeq names its product Histone H4. The transcript has a single exon. Lineage: Eukaryota; Bigyra; Opalinata; Blastocystidae. Gene Ontology annotation, biological process: nucleosome assembly. The coding region runs from base 1 to 312 and encodes 103 amino acids. Gene Ontology annotation, molecular function: protein heterodimerization activity; DNA binding; structural constituent of chromatin. The record is from RefSeq and is a predicted model, not a curated record. Gene Ontology annotation, cellular component: nucleosome.